ACGCCCUGCUGGAGGACUUGGAGUCCACCACCUCCCACAUCUCCAAACGGCCCGUGUUCUUGUCGGAGGAGACUCCCUACUCCUACCCAACUGGAAACCACACGUACCAGGAGAUUGCGGUGCCGCCCCCGGUCCCUCCACCCCCGUCCAGCGAGGCCCUCAAUGGCGCGCUCCUUGACCCCUUAGACCAGUGGCAGACCAGCGCCCCCCGAUUCAUCCACCAGCAGCCCCAGCCCCUGCUGCCCGCCUACGGCUCCAGUGCCAAACCGUGCAGCGCCUCCACCCCCCAGGACGGCCUGGGCCCUCCGUGCGCUCGGGCCGGUGAGGAAGAGCACGUCUACAGCUUCCCCAACAAGCAGAAGUCGUCUGAGCCUUCACCCACCGUGAUGAGCUCCUCUCUGGGCAGCAACCUUUCGGAACUGGACCGCCUGCUGCUGGAGCUGAACGCUGUGCAGCACGGCCCCUCGGGCUUCCCCGCAGAUGAGGCCAACUCGAGCCCCCCGCUGCCUCGGGCUCUGAGCCCUCACUAUGGCGCCCCGGAGAAUAACAGCCUGCUGGCGGGCAGCACCGGGCCCCAGAUGAAAGAGAAGCCCAAGCGGAACGGGGCCCGGGGCCUGGAGGACGUGCGGCCCAGCGUGGAGAGUCUCCUGGACGAGCUGGAGAGCUCCGUGCCCAGCCCCGUCCCCGCCAUCACUGUGAGCCAUGGCGAGAUGAGCAGCCCCCAGCGCGUCACCUCCAGCCAGCAGCAGACACGGAUCUCGGCCUCCUCUGCCACCAGGGAGCUGGACGAGCUGAUGGCCUCCCUGUCGGAUUUUAAGGUGGUUUUCCCUCCUGGCUCUCCUGUCCCCCUGAGAAGAACCUUCUCUGUUCUGCCUUCUCCUCCUGUCCCUUUCCUCCAGCAUCACAGAGAGGCCGCGGCCAGCAGCCCUUCUCCCCCGCCCAGCCUGCCUGCCCCCUCCACCCUGGGGCCCUCAGUUCUUCCCUGUGGGUCCCCUGGGGCCCGGAGUGCUGGGCCAGGGCCGGAGGAGGAUGUGCAGGGGCCCACCUCGCCCCUUCCUGCACCCCCCACUGUGAGGUCCGUGGGCUGCCAGACGGACGAGGACCCGAUGUUCCCCCCGAUGCAGAUCCAGGGCCUGGAACAAAGAGCAGAGGGAGAGCUGUGCUGGGCGGCUGGCUGGCCUCCGAGUGGCAGGCAGAGCAGCCCCGAAGGGCAGGACGAGGGAGGGUUCAUGGCCCAGGGGAAGACAGGGAGCAGCUCUCCGCCCGGGGAGCCCCCAAAGCCCGGGAGCCAGCUGGACAGCAUGCUGGGGAGCCUGCAGUCCGACCUGAACAAACUGGGGGUUGCCACAGUCGCCAAGGGAGUCUGCGGGGCCUGCAAGAAGCCCAUCGCCGGGCAGGUGGUGACGGCCAUGGGGAGGACGUGGCACCCCGAGCACUUCGUCUGCACCCACUGCCAGGAGGAGAUCGGGUCCCGCAACUUCUUUGAGCGGGACGGGCAGCCCUACUGUGAAAAGGACUACCACACCCUCUUCUCCCCGCGCUGCUACUACUGCAACGGCCCCAUCCUGGAUAAAGUGGUCACAGCCCUCGACCGGACGUGGCACCCCGAGCACUUCUUCUGUGCCCAGUGCGGCGCCUUCUUCGGGCCUGAAGGGUUCCACGAGAAAGAUGGCAAAGCCUAUUGCCGGAAGGAUUACUUCGACAUGUUCGCGCCCAAGUGUGGCGGCUGCGCCCGGGCCAUCCUGGAGAACUACAUCUCGGCCCUCAACACCCUCUGGCACCCCGAGUGCUUCGUGUGCCGGGAAUGCUUCACGCCGUUCAUCAACGGCAGCUUCUUCGAGCACGACGGGCAGCCCUACUGCGAGGUGCACUACCACGAGCGGCGCGGCUCGCUGUGCUCCGGCUGCCAGAAGCCCAUCACCGGCCGCUGCAUCACCGCCAUGGCCAAGAAGUUCCACCCGGAGCACUUCGUCUGUGCCUUCUGCCUCAAGCAGCUCAACAAGGGCACCUUCAAGGAGCAGAACGACAAGCCUUACUGUCAGAACUGCUUCCUCAAGCUCUUCUGCUAGGGUCCUCGUCCCUCCAGCUGCCCUGUCCCCUGGCCCAGCCUCCCCAACCGCUACUGUGACCCAGAGGCCUCGCCCAGGGCUGCAGGGCCAAGCCCGACUGAAACUGGAACCCGUGUCCUGGCUGUGCAGGGUGGCAAGAGGGCUCAAAGGGUGCCCCCUGCUUUUCAUCCUCUGCCAGGGCCUCUGGGCCUCCCCCUCCUCCUGCAGCUGUCCCCAGGCUGCCAGCUCCUCGUCCUCCCUGGAGGGGGGCUGGGGGCCCCAUCCCACGAACCCGCCUGGCCUGGCCAGCACCCCACACUGGAGCCAUCUCUUACUCAUUUCGGCAGUGGAGCAGGGGGCGGGCAGGCAGGGUCAGAUGGGGUCUCUUUUUAUCUUUAUUUCCGUCCGACCAAAUUAUCCUUGUUCUGAGAAUCCUGGGGGACACCGCUCCCUCCAGACAAAACCAGCAUCAACCCAUCCAUCCGAGGGCCGCAGUGCCCAGGGGCCACGGAAGGUUCCUGGUGCUCCUCCUGCCCUUCCAGUCUCCCCAGGCCGGGACCACUGCCCUGCCCAUCUCUGCUCUGAUUCUACUGAGACAGACUCUCCAGCAAUAAUGUUUAUAGUCACUUCCUCCGUCUCGGACGGUGGGAGGGGGGCGUUUCACCUCGAGCCUGGACACUGUGCCGACUUUGAUAGAUUUCUACACUGAGGUUUGAAUUCCUAUCAUCGGAGUUGCUUUUACUUCUCUACACAAAAUGAUUUUGAAGAGAUUUUAAAGACAUCCCCUUUUGUAUUCUCCUCCUUGUCCACGGCCACCGGUCCUGUGGGGCAGUGGCUGUGGGACAGGGUUCGCCUUGUACUGAGGGCUUGGGGUGGGGAAGCCAUUUGUAUUUUAUUUUUUCUUAGCAUAAGCAGGUGAAGUGGGAGCAGCUCUGAGACUCCCCUUCUUUCCUUCACGGCUCCCAGGACUGUUUUAUAAACUGCUGUAUUUUGAAAUCCCUUCCUUACUACCCAGGCCAGCAAGCUCUUAACUGAAAUGGCCUACGGGUGUCUCGCCUCUUUGGGCCUAGGAUUCUGAACCUCAUCCGUCCUGUUCCCUAGUGAGGAGAAGGGGAAAGGAUGCUUUGGGGGUGCUGUUUCCUGUCUAAGCCAUUAGGAGCAUCCGCUCCCCUGUGAACUCUUUGGCACCCAAGAGAACCCCCGAACACUCGCCUCCUCUCUGCUUCUCUGGGCUCCUUCUGCCUCCUCAGGAAAGCUGGGAUCUGGUUUUGACCGUUGGUCUUGUUGAUUCCACUGGGCGCAUCACUUCCCCAAUCCCUGCCCUCCUUGGAAACGAGGUCUGGGGGAAGGGCCCGGCUGUUGCAAGGCAGUCUGGGCGGAGGGACGGAUCCGCUGAAGCCAUGGAAAGGCCCCAGAGCUUUGCUUUCUCCCCCAAGGAUGACACAGGAGCAGGCAGGCCCGGGUUCCUGGCCAGCAGAGGGGGCCCCAGGGGGUCUACAGGGGGUGAGAUCCUAGCAGAAGCUCAGCACGUUGGGGUUUCAGAUGAGGGUCCCUCCUUCAAGGCAGGGCUGGGAGCAGCCAGGUCUGGGCAGGUCAAAGGUCGACGUCCCCACUUGCACCCAUAGGCCUUAUUGCUCUGUUUACAGUGACCCGCCCUAGACCCCACUCCUAGAGGGAAGGGUUUCUGGGGUCCAUCCUCUGGGUCAAUGGUUAUUUGAUGAAUUGAUUUUAAUUUUUUUCUCUGUAAACUUUUAACCUGGCUUUUCCUCAUUUCAAUUCCUGUGAUUUUUGCCAAUAAAGUUUGCCAUUAUUUUGACCUGU
This is a messenger RNA of Myotis lucifugus (little brown bat), 3869 nucleotides long. RefSeq names its product paxillin (gene PXN). Lineage: Eukaryota; Metazoa; Chordata; Mammalia; Chiroptera; Vespertilionidae. The record is from RefSeq and is a predicted model, not a curated record. Gene Ontology annotation, biological process: transforming growth factor beta receptor signaling pathway; endothelial cell migration; substrate adhesion-dependent cell spreading. The transcript has 12 exons. Bases 387 to 2069 code for a protein of 560 amino acids.